AUGCAACAUAUGAGAUCUCUAGUUGGUUUUUUAAGUAUCAUUAUCAUUGGUUUAUUGUUUAUUGAUAAAAGUGAAUCAACUCCGUUGGAUGAUUAUGUUCAUGCAGAUGAUCCACAUUUUGGUUGGACUGUAAUUCGAACUUAUCAACAACCCGAUUAUAAUUUAUAUAUUUUAAAUUUUACAUCACAAAAAUGGUUCGAUGAAACAGUCACGGAUCAUCCAAUUUGGUGGCAUUAUUUAUGUAUUUCAGUUCCACUUAAAUUGACACGACCAAAUAGUGCUUAUAUGCUUAUUGAUGGUGGUCAUAAUAGUGAUUCAAUACCUAGACCAGAAGAAAAUUUACUUUCAUUAACAUCGAUGUUUGCUAUUAGUGCUGGAAGUUUAGGCGUUUAUUUAGCAGAUAUACCUAAUGAAUCAUUUCGUUUUAUAGCUGAUCCAUCAAAUAGAAGUCGUAGUGAAGAUGGUCUUAUUGCAUGGACAUGGAAAGCUUUUAUGGAAAAUCCAGAUAAUCCUAAUAUACUUCUUCGUAUGCCAAUGACUAAAGCAUCAGUUCGUGCUAUGGAUGCUGUACAACAAUUUGCAGAUAAAUUAGGUGUUCAUGUACCAAAAACAUUUGUUAUUGCUGGUGCUUCAAAACGUGGAUGGACAACUUGGACAACUGCAGCAGUUGAUAAUGAACGUGUUAUUGGAGCAGUACCAAUUGUUAUGGAUAUACUCAAUCUUCAAAAAAAUAUGCAUCAUCAUUAUCGUUCUUUAGCUGGUUGGACAUUUGCAUUUAAUGAUUAUUAUGAUUUAAAUAUUACUCAAGAUGUUGAUAAUCCAAAUUUAAAUAAGAUGGCAGCUAUUAUCGAUCCAUAUAGUUAUUUUGAUCGAUAUCGAAACAUGAAAAUAUUACAAAUACAAACAGGUGGUGAUGAAUUUUUUCUACCAGAUAAUGAAGUACAAUGA
This is a messenger RNA of Rotaria sordida, 948 nucleotides long. The record is from the annotation of a GenBank genome assembly. Lineage: Eukaryota; Metazoa; Rotifera; Eurotatoria; Philodinida; Philodinidae.